Phytophthora nicotianae INRA-310 is the source of this 1857-nucleotide messenger RNA. RefSeq lists its product as hypothetical. NCBI's taxonomy places the organism in Eukaryota, Oomycota, Peronosporomycetes, Peronosporales, Peronosporaceae. The coding region runs from base 437 to 1624 and encodes 395 amino acids. Gene Ontology annotation, cellular component: Golgi apparatus; membrane. The record is from RefSeq and is a predicted model, not a curated record. The transcript has 2 exons. Gene Ontology annotation, biological process: transport.
UUACAGCAAAAAAAAAAAAAAAACGCUGAACUCAAUUGGCGAUUAUGAGGCUGGCUGUAGCGCUGCUGGCGCUAAUAGGACUGCAUGACACGGCGGCUAUGAAGCAGUCGUGGGUCUUCGAGGGUGAGGACCGUUCGCACUUCCUCAUCGAGCGCUUCGGCUUCGGCCCCAGUGGGCGAAUGGACGUGAGCGUGUCCGCUGUGGAGACGGACGUGCCCGAAGACGCGGAGGAAGUGCAGGCGGGGCUGCUUUUUGUGCACCAGGACGACCUGUGGGAGACGGUGGCGCUGCUGGACGACGCAGUAGGCAGUGGAGACCUGGAGAUGCCUCAAGUCAGCAAAGAGAGGGGCCAGUGUGUGCUGCAAGAGCGUCAGGACAGUCUGUGGAUCGACCUGACAGACGCGCAGACUUGGUACGGCCUUAUUAUUUUUUUAUUAUGCAGUCAAUCGGGUCUGGAAUUUUAUUUAUCGGAUCUGAAUCGGGUCUUUUUUUUUUAAGGAAUAUGAGUCGAGGGAUGGCGCAUGUGAAGCUUGAAGGACGGGAAGGUGGAGCACACAACGGACCACUGAAGAUCGGCUUUUACUAUAUUUUCUACGCUCAAUGUACACCUGGGCUCAAGGUUUCUUUCCAUAUGGACGCUAUGUUCAAGAACGGAGCCACAGAUUUUCUAUCAGCCGGAGAUGCUCCAUUGCCAAUUGUGUAUUUCAUCACGAGUUUACUGUUCCUAGGUGCAGCAGCGGCAUGGGGAAGAUGUCUACUGACACAGCUGGACUAUGUACAACGAGUACACUGGUUGAUGGCGAUGUUGGUGUCUGUGAAAACAUUGGCGCUCUUCGCUGAAGCCAUGCGCUCGUACUACAUGAAGCGCAAUGGCGAUACUCUCACAGCGUGGACAGCAGUGGCCUACGCGUUCAUGAGUUUAAAGGGACUAUUGCUCUUCUCAGUAUUGAUGCUCAUCGGCACAGGAUGGUCGCUACUGAAGCCUCAUCUAUCGCAAAGGGACAAGUCCGUAUUAUCACUUGUAUUAGUGCUACAAGUGGUGAGUAAUAUCGCACAGAUUCUAGAGUCUGAGACUGCGGUGGGUACACGUGCUUGGGUGAGCUGGCGAGACGUGUUGAUCCUGGCUGAUGUGGCGUGUUGUGCCGCUGUGUUGCUGCCUAUUGUCUGGAGUAUCCGCGAGCUGCGCGUUGCUGCUGCUACAGACGGAAAAGCCUUUGCCAACCUCCAGAAACUCACGCAGUUUCGAUCAUUUUACUUGCUGGUUAUCACGUACAUUUACGUAACGCGACUGGUACUGCAACUGCUUCAAGCCAGUUUACCGUACGAUGCCACGUGGAUCGCUGUGGCAGUUAGUGAAUUAGCGGCCUUGGGCUUCUUUACGGUCACUGGCUAUCGCUUCCGUCCAUUGCCACUGAAUCCGUAUCUUGAAGUGCCAAUGCACGAGGACGAUCUGGAGGAAUUCGCUCUGGAUGACGACGAAGACCUGGACUUCCGCUCCACUCCACGUACUGAUAUUCGCAAGUUCGCAUACGGCGCUCCAGUCAAAACCAAAGCAAAUUACUCGAUCAAACGCUCGAGUUCUCCGACGCGUAAGCGAAGUGGAAGUAUAAACAACGACCUGUAAGGAGAACGCAAUAGAUGUCUGGGAAUGGACCGGAUGAAUAGAAAUUAUGUUGAGUUCUUCGAAUGUUCUUGGUGUCUUAGUGAUAAGAAGCUCCAAUGGCGAGAGAUAAUUGCUGUUGAAGCUCGAGGAAGCGAGAUUCUGAGAUCAUGUUAAUCUACAUAACAAAAGCUUAGUAAAAGCAUGCAGAGUAUAGGAAUUGAAAGUAGAACUUACGUAUCCGUUGCUGAUCUGGA